AUGAACCAAUAUCUCCACGUCCUACAGUCUCCUGCCCACACCCAUCGCGAUGGACAGCAACCCGCCGUGAAGCAGGCGUGCUCCUCCGGCGCAUUGCCCGCGCACCGUCUCUCCAAGCUCAUAAGGGGAGCCAACGGGUAUCUUUGUCCAGCCCAAGAUGAAAAGACCAGCCCCGAGUCGGAUGAGACCCGUAAAACCGAGGAGCGCAAACAUAUCCUGGCCUUGCGCAUGAAGAACGCCACUUCAGCGUCGCAAUGGACCUCGGCAGCUCAGGAACUCGACCUCCUUGAGGGGAACCACAAAUGGAAAGCAGAGGAGAAUGGCGUCGACGGCAAUUACCGACCCGACGUCGUGCGCGAGCGCAUCCGCGAACUCGACGACGCCCGUACCGCCUGCGAUAUCCGCCGGAUGCUCCAUCUCGUGAGGACUGCCCUGUCGCGUGAGCUCGGUGGCCUCGGCAACAUCGACUUAUACAAGCAUUCAUACAUGGGAACGAAAGAUCUUAUCGAGCAAUACGUGCAGUCUGCAGUAAAGACCAUCGAGGAUCUUGUAGAGAAGAGCGGUUAUCCCGGCGCGUUACCCGACGACCUGGACCACAAUGACAUCCUCGAAGCCCUGGUGCAGACCCGACAAAGCUAUGGCAGGUCAGCCCUGCUGCUGAGUGGGGGAGGUACCUUUGGAAUGAUGCAUGCCGGUGUUCUGAAGGCCAUAUUCGAGACCGAUCUCCUUCCCCGCAUCAUCUCUGGCGCCUCUGCUGGCUCCAUUGUUUGCGCCGUCUUCUGCACCAGGACGAGGGACGAGGUGCCUGAGGUCAUCAGACAAUUUCCCUAUGGCGACCUUGCUGUGUUUGAAGAAGAGGGCAAGGAGGAGACGGUACUUGACCAUGUCAAGAGGCUGCUCACCGAGGGCUCGUGGUCGGACAUCAAGCACUUGAAGCGGGUGAUGCGAGGCCUACUCGGCGAUAUCACGUUCCAGGAAGCAUACAACCGGACCAGGAAGAUCUGCAACAUCUCGGUUUCCACUGAGUCAAUCUACGAACUUCCGCGACUCUUGAACUACAUCACUGCGCCCAAUGUUAUGAUCUGGUCAGCGGUGGCCGCUUCAUGCUCGGUGCCCUUCAUCUUCAGCGGUGCCACGCUUCUUGUCAAGGAUCCGCAGACUGGCGAGCAUAUGCCGUGGAACCCGAGCCCUCAGCGAUGGGUCGAUGGCUCUGUGGAUAACGACUUGCCAAUGACGAGGCUAGCAGAGAUGUUCAACGUCAACCACUUUAUCGUGUCACAAGUCAACCCACAUGUCGUCCCUUUCCUCGCCAAAGACGACAGGCUAUAUUCAGAGCACGACGAUUCUCGGCCGGAACUAUUUGGGACGUCCCAUACCUCGACCCUGGCUACCACGCUCACGACAUUAGCCAAAGACGAAGUCCUACACAGGCUGCACUUCCUGGCCGAGCUAGGGAUCUUCCCCACCGCUGUCACCAAGCUCAGGAGUGUCCUGAGCCAGAAAUAUUCUGGCGAUAUCACAAUUCUGCCUGAAUUCAGUGUCCAGGAUCUCCCACGCAUCCUCAAGAACCCCUCAGUCGACUUCAUGGAACGAGCUACCCUGGCGGGUGAGCGGGCCACGUGGCCGAAACUCAGCCGGAUAAGGGAUCGCUGCACAGUGGAACUGGCCAUCGAUCGAUCAAUCCAGGUCGUCAGGACGCGGUGUAUCUUCAGCCAGAGCCAGGUCAACCUGCGCAGACUUGUCACUGGGGUGGAGAGACUGGGGCUUAAGACGUCUUUUGCUCAUGGCCUGCACAAAGCUGUCUCGACCGGGCCGGUCACUGCUGGGCCUAACUCACAGCCAUCUCCAAUGUCAGACAAGGCCAAGCUCCGACACCAGCGCCGAGGCUCAGGAAGCAGCAUUCCCAUGCUCGCGAGACACCGCAGGCACCUUGCAGAUAUCGAGGACGCCAUCACGGACGACGACACCGCAGACGAGGAGCGCUUAGAGCUCGACAUCGGGUCACCCACAACUGGCGACCUCGACACCUCAGACCUGCACACCAGCGAUGGAGAUGUGGAGUCAACUGCAGCAGAUAGCACAUCGGACCCUGACCCAUACACUCAGGCUUGGCUUCCGGACGAGGAGGAUACGCCGCGAAAGGAGGAUCGCUCGGCCGACGUCGAGAUAACGGUUGAGCCGGCCGAUAUCUCCGACGAUGGGGUAGGAGGGUCGCCGUCGGCUGCGGCUCUCGCUGAUGACGAGGAAGACACGACCGACGGCGGAGAUGGGCUGUGGGAUUGA
This is a messenger RNA of Diaporthe citri, 2283 nucleotides long. RefSeq lists its product as uncharacterized. Gene Ontology annotation, biological process: lipid metabolic process. The transcript is spliced from 3 exons. Gene Ontology annotation, molecular function: triacylglycerol lipase activity. Bases 1 to 2283 code for a protein of 760 amino acids. NCBI's taxonomy places the organism in Eukaryota, Fungi, Ascomycota, Sordariomycetes, Diaporthales, Diaporthaceae. The record is from RefSeq and is a predicted model, not a curated record.